AAAUAGGGCCCCCGAAAAAUAGCUGGCAUCCUUACAUAGAAGCCCAUCAAAGUCUAAUAAAAUCAAAAUCACAAUUCAAGUCUCAAAGAAUUGCCCCCCAUUCAAGGAAGCUUUUCAUAAUCAAGUCCACAGGACCACAGAAUGAAUCUCUUAAAAUGCCCGGCGACCUGAACGUUGAGUAUGUAGCGCAAUGGGGAAAGGAUCGAAGAGACCCAGGAAACCCUCAGGCAAGAAAUCCGCUGUAGUUGAGAACGAAGAUUACGUCUUUAGAGAAGAAGACAUCGAUGACGAAGUCGACGCUUUUCAUAAGCAGCGGGAUAUGGUUCCUCUCAGUAUCAAUGGGGAUGCUGCUGAUUCGGACGAAGAAAUGGAGCAAUCGGUGUUUGAUCUUGAGGGUCAUGAUGAGGACAGUCAGAAUAGCAAAAGCGAGGAUGAUGGUGAUGAAGAAGAUGACGACGAUGGUGUUGAUGAAGAAGUUCCACUUAAGGGUUUUGCUGCAAAGAUUGCGAGACAGGCGAAAUAUCUCAAGCAGAAGUUUGGCGGAGUUGACGAUGACAUGAAUGAUGAUGACAAUGAAGAUGAAGAUGAAGGAAAAAAGGUCCCAUGGGGUAGAAAGAAGGACAGAUAUUAUAAUGCUGACAAUGUUGAUGUUGAGCAUCAAUCAAGUGAUGAGGACCUCCUCAAGGAAGAGGAGAAUGAGGUAGUGAAGAUACAAAGAGAGAAGGCACACUCUUUUGCCAUGGAAGAUUUUGGCCUGGAAGAUGACAACGAAGUUGAUAGUGAUUCAGAUGGGCAAGAAAAGGCCUUCAAGGGUGCUUUUGCUGGAAAUAAAACUUCCCUGAAAAAUAAUGUUGAUGCUUCACUUGUAGACAAUCCCUUUGACAGUUAUGAGAAAGUGAGAAAGGAUCUUACUUGCUUAUCAAAAGAGGAGCAAAUGGAGGUGGUGUAUAGUUCUGCUCCGGAAUUGGUUGGCUUGCUCACGGAAUUGGACAAGGCGCUCAAUCAGCUUAAACAAGUCAAAUCACUUUUAUCUGAGGUGUCAAAAGAGAAAAAAGAUACAACUGGAGGUUUAAUGAAGUAUUUGGAGGUGAAACAGAUUCUGCUGCUGACUUUUUGCCAAGCAAUUGGCUUCUAUCUUCUUCUUAAGUCUGAAGGGCAUUCAGUACGUGAUCAUCCAGUAAUAGCUCGUCUCGUGGAGAUAAAGAACUUGCUGGAAAAGAUGGAGCAGAUUGAUCUUCCUUCCCAAAUUGAAGAUAUUGUGAAUCUUACCAUGGAUGCCGGCAUUAUUCUUGCUCAACAAAGUGUACCAAUGGAUUCUGAACCAAACAUGACAAAUGCAUCAGCAAGACCAUCCGAAACAGCAGAUCUGAGUGAAACAACCCAAUCGAUAAAGGGUGUCUCAAAGGAUUUUGAUGGUAAAAAUGCCAGUAAAAAUAUACAGGUGGAUUUACAGAGUAUGGAAAUGCUGAAAAUUAGAGCAAACCUUGAAGCCAAAUUGAAGCAGAAGGGAAUAUAUAAUUCUUCAAAUUUGAAUCCUGAAGCAACACAAAAUCAUGUUUGGAAGCCAGCUAAUCAACGUCUUGAAACACUGGAUGAUUAUGAUGAUGAAGUGCAGCUAAGUGCAAAAGGACAUCAUGACAAUAAUUCUAAGACAAGUUUGUUGCCCUCUAAACUAGUCUCAACCAAAGCAAAGAAGCUCAAGCUUAUUUCUGGUGACGAGGACUUGCCUAAGAGGGAUGAUAUUGGGGAGAGGCGUAGAAAACAUGAACUCCGUGUAAUGGCUAGAGCUGGAACCAAAUCUCUAGGCGAUGGAGAUGAUUAUAUGGAGGACGAAGCAGAUGAUAUUAAAGAAACCAUGGCGGCUGAUGCUACUAUGCAAGAAGAAGAUGGAGAUGAACCAGAAUCUGAAGACGAAUUCUAUACACAAGUAAAGAAACGACGGGCCAACAAACUCAUAGCCAAAGCACAACUAUAUGGCAGAACUCCAGCAGUUCCAAACCCAUCACCAUUGGAAAUUGGAGAAGAAGAUAAAAGGCAGAUUACAUACCAAAUGGAGAAAAAUAGAGGGCUUACUCGAAAUAGGAAGAAACUUACCAAAAAUCCCCGAAAGAAAUACAAGAUUAAGCAUCAAAAGGCAGUUACUCGACGCAAAGGGCAGGUGCGCGACAUUAGGAAGCCUACAGGGCCAUACGGAGGAGAGGCAUCUGGAGUCAACGCCAAUGUCAGUCGCAGUAUUAGGUUUAAAAAUUGAAGGUGAGGCUGCUCGUAAUGUAAUUUCAAUUUUGCUGGAGUUAUUGUAACAUGCAUACUCCAGUCUUAUGAGCAAGCAAAAGAAUAUUUAUUGGUUGAUUUUGUAUACGAAUGUUUUGUUCAUGUUGAUGAACGAGGAAGAGUUGGUUCAUAAGGAGGUUCAGAAAUGAACGGGCAGGCAUUUGAUUUAUUCUACAGUUUCUGAAUUUUUAAUUGUUUGACCGUAUUUUGUUUACGACAGAAAAAUAACUUGGAUGCUUCUGAUA
This is a messenger RNA of Asparagus officinalis (garden asparagus), 2516 nucleotides long. Its product is annotated as something about silencing protein 10. Gene Ontology annotation, cellular component: small-subunit processome; nucleolus. The record is from RefSeq and is a predicted model, not a curated record. Bases 191 to 2251 code for a protein of 686 amino acids. The transcript has 18 exons. Gene Ontology annotation, biological process: maturation of SSU-rRNA from tricistronic rRNA transcript (SSU-rRNA, 5.8S rRNA, LSU-rRNA). NCBI's taxonomy places the organism in Eukaryota, Viridiplantae, Streptophyta, Magnoliopsida, Asparagales, Asparagaceae.